This is a messenger RNA of Pelobates fuscus (common spadefoot toad), 844 nucleotides long. RefSeq names its product RB binding protein 9, serine hydrolase (gene RBBP9). The record is from RefSeq and is a predicted model, not a curated record. Gene Ontology annotation, molecular function: hydrolase activity. The transcript has 5 exons. Bases 29 to 607 code for a protein of 192 amino acids. NCBI's taxonomy places the organism in Eukaryota, Metazoa, Chordata, Amphibia, Anura, Pelobatidae.
CUCGUUGUCUGCAGGGGAAGCUAGAAACAUGUCUGAUACUACAGGAGAACCAUCUCCUUUGAAGGCAGUUAUAGUCCCUGGGAAUGGUGGCGGAGGAAAUAUUGAGUCGUGUAUCUGGUAUGGAUGGACUAAGAAAAAGCUGGACAAGAUCCCAAAGUUCCAGUGCCUGCUUCGAAACAUGCCUGAUCCAUAUAGAGCAAGAGAAACAAUAUGGCUGCCGUUCAUGGAGACAGAGUUGCAGUGCGACGCACACACUAUAAUCAUAGGACACAGCUCCGGCGCAGCUGCAGCCAUGAGGUUUGCUGAAAAGCAUCAAGUUUACGCCAUAGUUUUAGUCUCUGCGUACACAACUGACCUGGGAGAUGAAAACGAGAAAGAAAGUGGUUAUUUUAGCCGUCCAUGGCAGUGGGAUAAUAUAAAAUCUAACUGCCGGAAUAUCAUUCAGUUUGGAUCUACCGAUGAUCCUUUUUUACCGUGGAGUGAGCAGCAAGAAGUGGCAGAUAACUUGGGGGCUGAACUACACAAAUACACGGAUCGAGGACACUUUCAGAACACAGCAUUCCAUGAGCUGGUGAAUGCUGUGAAGGGGCUUAUUACUCCAAAAUAAACAUUGGUCUGUACAUUACUAGUGAAACUAUGGGAAGAUGACAAAACGUUAAGCCAAAAACAAUCUCUAAUUUGGUUGAGUUGGGGAAAACCCAUUUCCAAUUCAUCUUUUCGAGCUAGAUUUUUGGAACUUACCUGUGCGCAUCAGCUCAGUUUUAAUAAAUUAACAUUUCAGUUAGUUGUAUUAUUGUGAAUUCAGCUUUUGUUAUUAUGCAAAUUAGUCAAACAUUUAAAUGGA